Molecule: messenger RNA, 1137 nt
Organism: Hibiscus syriacus
Lineage: Eukaryota; Viridiplantae; Streptophyta; Magnoliopsida; Malvales; Malvaceae
Product: ATG8-interacting protein 1-like
Exons: 5
Coding region: 127-1041 (304 amino acids)
Cellular component (GO): intracellular membrane-bounded organelle
Source: RefSeq, a predicted model, not a curated record
UUUUCGAGAUAUAUAAAAGGUUACCCAGAUUUCUUUGUGCACUUCUCGAAACUGUGAACUCAUCGUUGAGGCUGAUCUAGUGCUCGUACCCUGCAGAUCGCUCCCCGAAAUAUUGAAGUCUGGGCAAUGGCUGAUAACGGGGAAGGAGAGGAAAACAUUCCACGUGGGAACGAAUGGGAGGUUGUAUCCCUUACUGCAUCUGCAUAUGCUGCCGCUUCUGGUACAAAAGAAGUUGAAACAAAGGAUGAUAGAAAAGGUGAUUCAUAUGAAGUUGAAGAAGCAGAAACUUCUCGUGCUUUAUUCAUGUCUGGCCACUUUGUUUUUCCCCCCAGCGAGCAUGAGAAUUUGCCACUAGAACCCGAUGAUACUAGUGAACAUGUAGGCAAGGGCGUGGUCCCUGAAUCUGGUGUUGUAGAAGAAGGUGAUAGAUCUAAGACAAAGGAUGAAGAAGAUUGGUCUUUGAAAGAUUUGAAUGUACAUGAUGAAUUUCCAGGUAUGCAAUUUUUUGAUAAGAAACAUGGUACAGAGUUUGAAGAAGGAACGACACUGCAAGAACUGAAUUUGAUCAACAAGGACCAGAGUUUGUAUGGUGCUGCUACAUUUGGUUUUUUCCAUAGCGAGGAAGAACUCGAUGGAUCAACGACUGCUGUUUCUGAGCUUAUUGAAGCUUCUGAGCAAGACUUUGAUUUUCCUUCAGACAUGCCCGAGUCCCCAAAGCCUUUACAGGAUGAUAAAUGGGAUGACUCUGAUCUCCCUUGCGAAGCUUGGUGGAAGAGAAGAGCAGUUUCAUUGUAUGCUCAUGCAAAGGAGGCAAAUGCAUUUUGGUCCGUUUUUGUUGCAGCAGCUGUGAUGGGCCUUGUGAUUCUUGGGCAGCGUUGGCAGCAAGAGAGGUGGCAAGCUUUGCAACAUAAGUGGCAGCUGAGCAUCAACAAUGAGAAGACUGGUAAGGUGAUUGGUUCCAUAUAUCGCCUUAAAGAAGUCAUCGUCGGUGGCCACCGCCCUGGUUCUUUUGUGAGGGGCACCUUCCCUAAUGACUGUUAAAACUUGUGAUGAUGAUGAAAAAACAUAUCGAGAGAAUGACAUGGAGAUUGAUUUGGGUGUUGAUAUGUUAGUUUGCUGUUUGAUCAAAUUUAAUUU